UAAUAUCAUCAGCAACAAUUUGAAUGUGGACCCAGUGGCUAGAAAACAAGUGUUCUGGGACAGACACCAGUUAAGAAGUGGCGUGUGAGGGACUACCGAGGGAGGAGGCGCCUGCUGGAGUACAGUGGAUUCUAAGCCUGAGCUCUGCCACUGACUUGCUUGCUGAGUGUAGAUAAGUCAUCUCCCCAAUUUGGGCGUCUGCAAACUGAAAACAGGGCCUCUCGACAGCAGGGUUCUGCCUCUUCCAUCCUGGAAACCUGAUAAUCAAUGACUUUCCAGGAGCUGGAAACCCAGGGACUCAAGGAAGAGAAGCAAAACACCCAGUGUUUCUGUCUGUGCCCUUGUAACCAAGAGUUGCCAGCUCUGGGCCUUUCCUCUCAAUACCAAGUCUCUGGCUGCAUCCAGAUGCACCCUGCAAGGAAUUGAAGGGCCUUGGGAUAUCCAGGAAGAGAUCCUCAAAGAUGUCUCAGAGUCUUUGAACUGUUUGAUCACAUUCCAGCUCUUCCCAUACCUCAAUUUCUGUUGCUAUGGAGACUUCCAAUGGGACUGAGACCUGGUACAAGAGCCUCCAUGCUGUGCUGAAGGCUCUGAACACAACCCUUCACAGUCACUUGCUCUGCCGGCCUGGGCCAGGACCAGGGCCAGGAUCAGGGUCAGGACCAGGGCCAGACAAUCAAACUGAGGAUCGUCGGGCUAGCCUUCCUGGUAGUAAUGACAACUCCUACAUGUAUAUUCUCUUUGUCAUGUUCCUAUUUGCUGUCACUGUGGGCAGUCUCAUCCUGGGAUAUACCCGUUCACGAAAAGUGGACAAACGUAGUGAUCCCUAUCAUGUGUAUAUCAAGAAUCGAGUGUCUAUGAUCUGACGUGAGGUGCCUGAGGACAAUGAGAGAUUAUGAUGCCUGAGGAUUGUCUUCUUAGCCUCUGGAACUCUUCUCGACUCUAUCAAGCCACGAUGUCUCUAGCUAUGUCAGAUCAACAAGAAAUUGGUGAGAGAGUUAGGUCAUCACCGGGACCAGGGAAGAGAGGCUGAUUGGCCCGGUCUCGUGGAUGAGACAUUUUUCCAGACAUAGAUGCACAUUAUAAACUUGGAGCCCAUGAACACAUAUAUAGAAGUAUGGACAACCAGCAAGUAGAAGAGGAAGCUGUGGUGAAGGGAAGUGGGGCAGGAAGAUGCUCUGGAUAUAUAACCAUUUAUAUAUGAUCUUCAAUUGAGAAACCUUGAUAAAACUGAGAAUGCUACUUA
Grammomys surdaster is the source of this 1243-nucleotide messenger RNA. It is a transcript of the gene Kcne3, whose product is annotated as potassium voltage-gated channel subfamily E regulatory subunit 3. The transcript is spliced from 4 exons. Gene Ontology annotation, molecular function: voltage-gated potassium channel activity involved in ventricular cardiac muscle cell action potential repolarization; delayed rectifier potassium channel activity; transmembrane transporter binding. Lineage: Eukaryota; Metazoa; Chordata; Mammalia; Rodentia; Muridae. Gene Ontology annotation, cellular component: membrane. The record is from RefSeq and is a predicted model, not a curated record. Gene Ontology annotation, biological process: membrane repolarization during action potential; negative regulation of delayed rectifier potassium channel activity; potassium ion export across plasma membrane. The coding region runs from base 528 to 863 and encodes 111 amino acids.